ACCUGAGCCGAAGGCAGACGCUUAACGACUGAGCCACCCAGGCGCCCCGAGUUUAUAUACAUAUAAAAUAUAUGUAACAGUUAUGUAUGAUUAAGAAUGAAUUCCAUGGCCUCACCCUAUAUGUCUCUUCAGCUGGCUGUUGAUUGGUAUCCUUUAUUAUAUUAUUUAAUAAACUGGUCAUCAAAACUAAAAAAAAAAAAAAAAAAUGAAUUCCAUGAUCCAACAAUCCCACUUCUGGGUGUAUGCCCCAAAGAAUUGAAAGCUGUAACUCAAAGAGGUAUUUGUACACCCAUGUUCACAGCAGCAUAGUUCAUCCCACAGUUAAAAGUUGGAAGCACCCCAAGUGUCCAUUGACAGAUGAAUGGCUAAGUAAAAUGUGCCAUAUACGUAUGAUGGAUUAUUAUUCAGCCUUAUAAAGGGAGGAGAUUCUGCAAUUUGCUACAAUACGGGUGAAUCUUGAGGACGUUAUGCUAAGUGAAAUAAGCCGGUCACAGAAAGAUAAAUGGUGCAUGAUUGCACUUAUAUGAUGGUCUUAGAGUAAUCCAAUUCACACACAGAAUGUAGAAUGGUUGUCAGAGGCUGGGGGAGGGGAGCAAUUGGGAGUUAGUGUUUAAUGGGUAUAGGGUUUCAGCUUUGCAAGAUGAAAACUGUUCUGGAGAUGGAUGGCGGCAAUGGCCGCAUAUGAAUGUACUUAAUGCUACUAAAUUGUACGCUUAAAAUGCUUCAAAUGGUAUUUUUCAUGUUAUAUGGAUUUUACCAAAAUUUCAAAAAAAAAAGAGGUGAAUUCCAAGGUUCAUUUUAAUUGAAGCUGAAGUGGCACACACGCAAAAAGGUGUCCAAGCAGGGGCAUGGUAUGGCGUGUUGAGGUGGGCCUGGCUUCCAUGCCCAGACCCCCAGCAUGACCCAGCAAUCAGUUAGCUGCGCCGAUUUCUCACGUGUAAAAUGACCACGGCAAUGUCCGCCCUGCCCCCGCUCAGGGUGUUGUGUGGCCUGGGAGAGUGAGCUCGCACAGCCUCUCUGUAAACUGUAAAAUGUCGUGCAAAACCCGUUCAGCGUCUGCACUCUACUCCCUUGACUCAGGGGUCAACCUUGUGAGCUACUCCAAGUAGGGCUAUGAUGGGUCUUUCGGGUACGUGGCUGCUCAUUUCAGGCUGUGUGGGGCCUGUGGCUUGUGGGGUCCUCUAGGGUUCCUAUGGGCAGCUUCCAGGAUGGGUUCUGCAGGACAUUUUGGGCUGCCGACUGCAGGCAUACCCAGAAAGACUUUGCAGCUUUUCUCAGCCAUAUUCUGGGAGGGAAUUAAGCCUUACUGUAUUAACUUUGCUCCCGUGCAUUUAGGAUGGCACUAAGAAAAACAAGGAAAUAGACACAGAAGAUUAUUUUCUGUGUUCUGUGGUUCCACGAGGAAUCUCAGUUGAGCCAGGCUGGGACCUGGUAGACCCAGAAGCCUCCCGCCUCAAUGCCUACACCAGGGUGCCCCAGGGAUUGAGAGGCCCAAGGGAGGCAGGGACUCACCCAAGGUCGCACAGAGCUGGUGGCAAAGCCAGCAUUCAAAACCAGUCCUUAGAUGCCAAGCCAGGACUGUACGAUGGGUGACGUGACCAUUUCCAUUCCUUCUACAUGGUGCUGGGGUUGACUUUUCUGGUCGUGACAGUGAAUUGGUGGAGUUUGGGAGGCCUGAGCAGUGCCCUCCUCUUCCUUGUGAGGAAGCUCUGGCUGGUUCUGGGCUGUGGGUGGCUAAGUGCAUUGCAGCCCCUGGCACGGGGGGAGGCGGGGCAGCAGCUAAGUGGUUUCUGAAAAAGGGCAGAAACGAUGGGAAAAGCUCUGGGGUCCUCUGGGAAUCAGAGCCACGGCAACAGCAGCUGCGGCCAUUGCUGGAAAACGUUUUCCUUGAGUGCCAGAGCGGACCCACAGCUCGUCCCUGCAGCGCUGAGUCACCACGACCUGGGGAGGGGCCAAGGCCCCUCACCGAGGCAGGGGAGGCAACUCUUCUCCCCACACCAUUCCAGCUCUCCCCUCAAGGAACGACGGCCUUGGAGCUCCGGGACCCGCCGUGUCUGGGGUGUGUCUGCGUCUAGCUGGUGAGUCCUUUUUGUUGUUUGAUGGCCAGUGUCGAUGUUAGCUUUUAGAAUGGCAUAGUGAGCUGUCGGAAGCUGGGCCUUGCCUCUGUCCAGCUGUGUGACUAUGAGCAGUUCAACCAGCCUCUUAGCACCUCAGCCAGCCCAUCUGAACUUGGGGUAAUCACAGUGACUGCCUCAAAAGUCGUGGUGAUGCUGAAGUCAAGCUAUAGCUAUCGUGCACUUAGCGUGGCUAAUCACGAACACUUGGCAAGUGAUAGUGGAGGUUGCUACUGUUGAUGUGUAUUAUUUGCACCAGAGUCAUCCUGGACCCUCAUCCUGGAGCAAAGAGGCCAUGGGUCUUGCUGAGGCCAGUGCUUUGUGGCUGGAGGUUUCACCACACUGCCCUCUCUGUACCAACGGGGCGCUGGGCUGGGAGGCAGGAGGCCUGGGUUCUUGUCCAGGCUCCAAUCACUCUCUGUUUUGCGUAGAGUUCCUCUGGCUCUUCAUGCAUAGGUUGGGUAGCCCCCCAGAUCUCCAUUCCUCUUUAGAAAAUGCUCAGAUAGGCCAAGAGGGCAAGACCGAUGUGGGCUGGGUCCUGGACCAGCUCCCAAGAGCUUUCAGGGAGGCCAGAGGCAGACAGAUACUUUGAGCAGAGAGGGAGUAGGAGAGCUGCACCCCAGGAUGUCUCAUCUGGAUUGGGGAGAAGAGGAAGGCUUCUCCCAGGGGGUGGACAGUGUCCUUCCUGGCUCUGGAGUUGAGAUAGACCCAGAGGCCAAACCAAGUCUUUGCUGAGCCAGGUCAUUUUUUCAGGACUGUCCUUUAGUCCAGAUUGGUGUUUGUGAAUCUUGCAUAAACCAGAACCACCAUCUCCAUCAGACACCCCAAGUCAUGGCUGGAAAUUCCCCCAUCAUUGCAGAACAUUCAGCUGUGACAGGUACAUUGCCACGGGACUCACGUGCUAGACACACCCAGGCCUGGCAGUGGCAGGCCAUCCUGUCCCUGUCCUACCCCACAACCCAAAGCAAAUGGCCUCUCAGUCCCUGUCCUUCCUUCCCUCUGCUCCUGAAGAAGCCUGGCUUCCAGUAGGGAAUCAGGUGCAAGGCAUGCAGUGCAGAUUUGGGGUUUCUUGACCUACUGAAUGAUGUGACUGUGUGGGCUGCUUCAUGUUUCUUGGGUUUGGUUAGAUUUGGACCAGUCAGAGGAAGAGGCAAAAAGGAACAUCGCAGAAUGGUUUUGUGGAGACUCCUGCUAAUGGGUGCUCUUGUUGGGAUGUUAAGAGCUGUGAGUCAGGCAGCAAGUUUAUUCUUGGUUUUGUGGCCAAUCUUAUCCAAGGGAAUAGCCCUGGGAGAGCCAGGCCUGGCAUGUGGCCUGGAUCUUACUCAGGCUUCAUUUUGGGCUUUGAGCUUCCUGGGAUGCUUGUUUGAGCAGGAAGGUGCUACAGGUUCUGAUAGGAAGGGUGUUGUCCCUGCCUGCCUGGCCCCAGGGCUGGGGAACUCUGGUCUGAUCAGCCCCCCGCCCUGGGGUGAGAUCUAGGGCUGAGUUUAAUGGCUGAGAAGAGCCCUGAGCCUUCAGAGAGGUGGUGGGGUGCUGGAGAUGCUCUAGGAGCCGGGCUGCCGAGUACCAGAUCCAGCUUCCUCCUCUGCCUGUGUGGCCUCAUGUAACUGCUAUCAAAUACUUACUCUGAGUCCCCUCACCUGUCAAAUACUUACUUCUUAGAGAUGGGAAAGUGAAGUGAGUGCAUGUGAAGUGUUAGAACGGUACCCACCUUUGCGCAGGACAUGCUCAAGCAUGUCAAUUAUUUUCAUUCUUACUAGCCUCCUGUUGCCUUUUGAAGAUGACAGGCGCCCCAUAGUAUGAACAGUCCUGGACAGGAAGUUACCUUUUGAAAGCAUAGACGAGUGCCGGUCUUCACGCUUCUGAAGCUUCUCAUGGCUUCCUACCAUCCACACAAUUGUAUCCACAUCUUGUUCCUUGACAUUCAAGGACAGUAGCCAUCUGGUUCUGACCCUGCUGCCUGUCUUCCAGUCCCCCUGGCUUCCUCUUCAUCAGCUAGUCUUCAAUCCCCAUCAUCUCCCCCAGUCCCAGGCCAACCCUGCUCUCCUUCCAGGCCCAGAUCCUCUGUCACUUCCUCCAUGAAGCCUUCUUCAGUACCCUGGCCCCUCCUACAAGAGCCCUGCCCCAGCCAGCACCCGGUUUCUGUCUCAGAUGGGGCCUGAGCGCUCUCUGUGCCCCCAGGACAGGCCCGGGUUCCCGGUAGGAUUCCGUAGAUGGGUGUUGAGUGAUGGAAUGAACAAAUGGGUGAGUGGUCAGAAGUGGGAUUCCCUGUGGCCGGGCACACUUCCUGCUGCAGGAUUUCCAUCUGAUGGACGACCCAGAGAAAGCCUCGGGCCCUCCUGAAAGAGGAACAACAGGCAGGAGGGAAAACGGGGCUGUCUCAUUCACAGGAUGCAGAGGGUGAGGCUGCCUCAUUUUCUUCCCCCAAGGAUCUGGGCAUCAGAUCGUAGCUGGUUUAUUGCCAAGGCCCAACCAUGUGCUCUAAGUGAUAACUGCCUGAACUUGCACUUGAAAAUGCAGGCCUUGGGGCACUUCCCAUUCCUUCAGUGGCUAUUUUUUGGAAUCCAGCCACUGCUGGGACAUGACUCUCACUUACUUCCUAUGCAAAUGGGAACAAAAAAGUCCUGUAUCUGAUCUCCUUCAUGUCCCCCACAGUGACCAGCACAGCUUUUUUUCAUAAGGAGGGGGAUCAGGCAAGCUCCCUGCUCAGGAGGAGGUCACAGGGUGUGGGGGAGAUAAGGCAGUGCCAGAUAGAAAUUGCUAGAGUGCAUAAUGGACGUUGCUAAGAAGGCCCCGAAGGAUGAUGGACAACCAACUGGGCCAUUCUGGAGGGGUUUAUGAGCCUGGCCAGUGCAGAGCUUGGGGGUGUGGAGGACUCCAAGGGGAGGUGGCAUCUGAAAGGUGGUAGGAUUUGGGCAAGAGGAGGAGAAAGAAAAAAAGCACCCCAAGUGGAGGCACUGCAGGAGCAAAGGCCCCUGAGACGCGGGACAGCCCUGGGCACCAGAGAGCGGGGAUGCCCUACUGGAUGGAGCGAAGAGUGGGAGAGGAGGUUAGGAAGCGAGUGGAAAACAGUGUCAAAACGAGUUCAUGGCCAUAUGUCCUGGAAGGCCUGGACCAUCCCUGAAUCACUUGAAGUUUAAAAGUUCAGGGAUGCUUGGGGCACCUGGGUGGCUCAGUUGGUUAAGCGACUGCCUUCGGCUCAGGUCAUGAUCCUGGAGUCCCUGGAUCGAGUCCCACAUCGGGCUCCCUGCUCAGCAAGGAGUCUGCUUCUCCCUCUGACCCUCCUUUCUCUCAUGCUCUCUGUCUCUCAUUCUGUCUCUCAAAUAAAUAAAAUCUUAAAAAAAAAAAUUUAAAAAAAAAUAAAAGUUCAGGGACGCUUGAAAUAUACUAAUUUCACAAAAAUGACGAAAAGUGCAAAAAAAUCUCCUACCAACUCGACAGUUGCAGCCCCUGGGUCGAAGAGCAGAGGCAAGAGAGCACAUGGCUAGUGACAGGGACACGCCGCUCGCCUUGUUCGUGAAGACACAGCCUGCCCUGCUCUUUGGGGCUGAGACAGCCUCAUCACCGAGUUCUCCCCCGAAUGUGCAGUCAGUGACAGCCACUCCCAUUGUUUCCCUUACUCUGGUCUUGGAGGGAGGCAGAGCAGCGGUUGCCAUCCUACCUUGCACUUGAGGCACCUGAGGUCCAGAGAGGAGAGCAAUACAUUCGAGUCCUCCAGAGCCUGAUGGCUCUAAGCUGGGGGCACAUUCACCCCUGAGCCCAAUGCCCAUGGGGCUGCUGGGCCUGCUCUCUCCCCUGGGGCCUCUGAGCUAGAAGGUACAGCACCCCUGGAAGCUUCAGUUCUGGGGGGCCAGUGCCAUCAGCUCUUGGACCUCUGGGGCGCACUGCUUCACAGGGGCUUUUGCAAGGAGGGCAGAUGGGGGCUCAAAUCAUGUAGUCCUCGAGCUGGGAACAAACCUGAUUUUGGUGGCUGCCGCAGGCUGCCUCUUAGUCCACAAAGGACCUGGCAAGGAUGAAGAAAUGGGGGAGCUCAGGUUCAGGGGAGUCUGAGGACCCACCACAAGAGGACUCCUGCCCAGACCCCCUGGAUGGAGACCCUAAUUCCAGGCCAGCUCCAGCCAAGCCCCAGUUCUUCCCCACGGCUAAGAGCCGUAGCCGGCUUUUCGGGAAGUGCGACUCCGAGGAGGCUUCUCCUAUGGAUUGCUCUUAUGAAGAAGGCCAGCCAGCCUCCUGCCCAGCCAUCACAGUCAGCCCUGUUGUCAUCAUCCAGAAGCAGGAGGACGGCCCCAUCUGCGCCAGGCAGCCAUCCCAGGAUUCUGUCACUGCUGCACCUGAGAAGAGCCUCAAGCUCUAUGAUCGCAGGAAGAUCUUUGAAGCGGUCGCUCAAAAUAACUCUGAGGAGCUGCAGAGUCUGCUGCUCUUCCUGCAGAGGAGCAAGAAGCACCUCAUGGACAGCGAGUUCAAAGACCCAGAGACAGGGAAGACCUGUCUGCUGAAAGCCAUGCUCAACCUGCACGAUGGGCAGAAUGACACCAUCCCCCUGCUCCUGGAGAUUGCCCGGCAGACAGACAGCCUGAAGGAGUUAGUCAACGCCAGCUACACGGACAGUUACUACAAGGGCCAGACGGCCCUGCACAUUGCCAUUGAGAGGCGGAACAUGGCACUAGUCACCCUCCUGGUGGAGAACGGGGCAGACGUCCAGGCUGCAGCCAACGGGGACUUCUUUAAGAAAACCAAAGGGCGGCCUGGCUUCUACUUUGGUGAGCUGCCCCUCUCCUUGGCUGCGUGCACCAACCAGCUGGGCAUUGUGAAGUUCCUGCUGCAGAACUCUCGGCAGCCGGCAGACAUCAGCGCCAGGGACUCCGUGGGCAACACGGUGCUGCACGCGCUGGUCGAGGUGGCCGACAACACAGCGGACAACACCAAGUUCGUGACGAGCAUGUACAACGAGAUUCUGAUCCUAGGGGCCAAGCUCCACCCUACACUGAAGCUGGAGGAGCUCACCAACAAGAAGGGGCUGACACCACUGGCUCUGGCCGCCAGGAGUGGGAAAAUUGGGGUCUUGGCCUAUAUUCUCCAGAGGGAGAUCCAGGAGCCUGAGUGCAGGCAUCUGUCCAGGAAGUUCACCGAAUGGGCGUACGGGCCCGUGCACUCCUCGCUCUAUGACCUGUCCUGCAUCGACACUUGUGAGAAGAACUCGGUGCUGGAGGUGAUCGCCUACAGCAGCAGUGAGACCCCCAAUCGCCACGACAUGCUUUUGGUGGAACCUCUGAACCGACUCCUGCAGGACAAAUGGGACAGAUUUGUCAAGCGCAUCUUCUACUUCAACUUCUUCGUCUACUGCUUGUAUAUGAUCAUCUUCACCACGGCAGCCUACUACAGGCCUGUGGAUGGCUUGCCUCCCUAUAAGCUGAAACACACCGUUGGGGACUAUUUCCGAGUCACUGGCGAGAUUCUUUCUGUAUCAGGGGGAGUCUACUUUUUUUUCCGAGGGAUUCAAUAUUUCCUGCAGAGGCGGCCAUCAAUGAAGACCUUGUUUGUGGACAGCUACAGUGAGAUGCUUUUUUUUGUGCAGUCACUGUUCAUGCUGGGGACCGUGGUGCUGUAUUUCUGCCACCACAAGGAGUACGUGGCCUCCAUGGUGUUCUCCCUGGCCAUGGGCUGGACCAACAUGCUCUACUAUACCCGCGGCUUCCAGCAGAUGGGCAUCUAUGCUGUUAUGAUUGAGAAGAUGAUCCUGAGAGACCUGUGUCGCUUCAUGUUUGUCUACCUUGUUUUCUUGUUCGGGUUUUCCACAGCGGUGGUGACGCUGAUUGAGGAUGGGAAGAAUAACUCUGUGCCGGCUGAGUCCACAUCGCACAGGUGGCGAGGGCCUGGCUGCCGGCCACCCGACAGCUCCUACAACAGCCUGUACUCCACGUGUCUGGAGCUGUUCAAGUUCACCAUUGGUAUGGGCGACCUGGAGUUCACAGAGAACUAUGACUUCAAGGCUGUCUUCAUCAUCUUGUUGCUGGCCUAUGUGAUUCUCACCUACAUCCUUCUGCUCAACAUGCUCAUUGCCCUUAUGGGUGAGACUGUCAACAAGAUCGCACAGGAGAGCAAGAACAUCUGGAAGCUACAGAGAGCUAUCACCAUCCUGGACACGGAGAAGAGCUUCCUUAAGUGUAUGAGGAAGGCCUUCCGCUCAGGCAAGCUGUUGCAAGUGGGGUACACACCUGAUGGCAAGGAUGACUACAGGUGGUGUUUCAGGGUGGAUGAGGUCAACUGGACCACCUGGAACACCAAUGUAGGUAUCAUCAAUGAAGACCCGGGCAACUGUGAGGGCAUCAAGCGCACCCUGAGCUUCUCCCUGCGGUCAGGCAGAGUUUCAGGAAGAAACUGGAAGAACUUUGCCCUGGUUCCCCUUUUAAGAGAUGCAAGUACAAGAGAAAGGCACUCUGCCCAGCCAGAGGAAGUUCAUCUGAGGCACUUUGCAGGGUCCCUCAAGCCAGAAGAUGCUGAGGUCUUCAAGGAUCCUGUUGCUUUAGGGGAGAAGUGAGGGACCCCUCUAGGGUACUCUUAACACUGUUGGGCCUCAGAAUAUCCCACUGUGUAGGGAACAAUAGGGCACUCUUAGCAGCCUCGCCUGGUCUGGGCCCGCCUAGGCACUUGCUUCGCCUGCUCUGGACAAGCUGCGGGAAGCAUUGCUGGAUGCACGGGAAGAGAUAGUUGUCCAGCCCUCACUGUCCCCAAGUGAGUCUCCACCAAGAAAGGAUUUUGCUCUCAUAUUUUUACUGACUUUGUUAAGUAUCAUGAAUGAUGAAUCUUUGUGUGGACAUAUGUGAUGCCCCUGUUUUAUUUAUUUAUAAUACUAGGAGUAAAAGUAAAUGAGGCCCAGGAAAACACCUCUUAGAACAAAACAAAACAUGUCCUUUGAUGUAAAAUGCUGAAGCCGUUCUCUGUAUUGUGUUUAAUACCUCCCCUGGACAGAGUGGUCUGGGGGUGAUGUCCUUUAGUCGUCAGAGAAGGUGGGGGAGGCUGGCCCUAUUUCCAGCUCUGCCAGAAUCAGGUUUCGCCAGAGCAACUUCUCUUUCUGUGUGAUACAUCACAGUCCCAAACACCUUAGCUCUAUUGCUGUUCAGAUAAAAGUACAGAACCAUGUCUCAAAAGCAUGUGGCAAGAGUUUUUAAUGAUCUUCCAUUUAUAGUGACCAUAGUCUUGCCCCCCUGCAGUGGUACAUACCUGUGCCUCCAUCCAUCCUGUCACUCAUCAAAUAAAUAAGUAAGUAAAUAAAUAAAUAAAUAAAUAUCCUGCCAAGUGUGAACUUUGUGCCAGUCACUGGGCUAGCAUAGCUAGUUGGCUCUGUGGUGUGUAUGUGUGUGUGUGAUAUUACCAAGGCUGGGACUUACUAUCGAGGUUAAGAAGGUUACACAGCCAGUAAACACCAUUGCUUGGGUCUGCCCCCAGGCAGUCUGACUCCAAAGCCUGGAACUUAACUGUGGUGCCAGGCUAUCUGGCAGAGAAUGGGCUGGGGCAUGCCAGUCCAUGCCUGGGGAGCGGAGACAUGAGGGCUUUGGGCUUCCUGCUGUGGGUCUGGGACCCCUUCGCUUUUCCCCUAGGCCUUCCUUAGAAGGUGUCAUGUAGAUGUCAGAUAUUUGCAAGUUUCUGCAAAUUAGAUCAACUUUCAAACUUACUCAGAGCUGCAUCAGGGAAAUCCAAAUCAAAACCUCAAUGAGAUACCGCCUCACACCAGCCAGAAUGGCUAAAAUGAACAAGUCAGGAAACGACAGAUGUUGGCGGGGAUGCGGAGAAAGGGGAACCCUCCUACACUGUUGGUGG
Molecule: messenger RNA, 9929 nt
Organism: Mirounga angustirostris (Northern elephant seal)
Lineage: Eukaryota; Metazoa; Chordata; Mammalia; Carnivora; Phocidae
Gene: TRPV1
Product: transient receptor potential cation channel subfamily V member 1
Exons: 15
Coding region: 6124-8649 (841 amino acids)
Biological process (GO): calcium ion import across plasma membrane
Cellular component (GO): plasma membrane
Molecular function (GO): protein binding; calcium channel activity
Source: RefSeq, a predicted model, not a curated record